Molecule: messenger RNA, 1870 nt
Organism: Hippocampus comes (tiger tail seahorse)
Lineage: Eukaryota; Metazoa; Chordata; Actinopteri; Syngnathiformes; Syngnathidae
Gene: hnmt
Product: histamine N-methyltransferase
Exons: 7
Coding region: 109-993 (294 amino acids)
Molecular function (GO): N-methyltransferase activity
Source: RefSeq, a predicted model, not a curated record
ACAGGGCUACCGGAACAUUUUUUUUCCCCCCCCACUAGCUACAGUCAGUGCACAAUCACCGCCUGGACUGCGCAAAUCUGCACGCACAGCCCCACACAACGUCGUGUCAUGGCAUCUCCACUGAGGAGUCUCGUUUACGAUGAUAAUCGGUACCACAAGGCCUUCCAACUUUUUCUGGAGCGCUCCUCUGAACAUCAGUGUAUGAAGGACUUUAUACACAAUAUCCUGCCGGACAUUUUGGCCAGCAUCGGAAACGGCAAGCCCCAUCUGAAUGUUAUUGGAGUUGGAAGUGGUGAUGGUCGCAUUGAUCUCGAGAUGUUCUCCGAGCUCCAUCAGAAGCACCCUGGGGCGAUGGUGGACUACGAGGUUGUAGAACCGAGCAGCCAGCAGCUUCAUUGCUACAAAGUGUUGCUGUCGCAGAAGUCUGAUUUGGAUUACAUCAUAUUUAAGUGGAACAAGAUGACUGCCAUCGAGUUUGAGAAGCAAUGGAAGUUGAAGGAAAUAACAAAGAAGAUUGACUUCAUUCACAUGAUUCAGAUGCUCUAUUAUGUCAACGAUGUCGAAGCGACCAUCACAUUCUUCCGGAGUCUCCUUGCCCCGAAUGGGAAGCUUCUCAUUAUUCUGGUGUCUGGUGAGAGUGGUUGGGGAAAGUUGUGGCAGACCUUCAGGGGUCAGAUCUGUGCCUGCGAAAUAGCUCAGUGUACGACCACAGCUGACGUCAAAAGCAUCCUGGACGCCGGGGGAGUGCAAUACAAGAGCUACGUGCUGCCUUCUCAAAUGGAUAUCACCGAGUGUUUCACAGAGGGUGACGAGAGCGGAGAGCUGCUGCUUGACUUCCUCACCGAGGUGGAUCACUUCAGCCAAACGGCCUCGCCGCAACUCAAAGCGGAUGUCCUGAAGUUACUGCGAGACCCAGCUUGUUCUCGGGAAGCAGACGGAAAAGUUGUCUUCAAUAACAAUCUAGAGGUUGUUGUCGUUGAUUCACCCAGAUAAAAGUUAAUUGGAACUCAAUACACACGUGGAAAGCAAAAAUACAUUUUAAAUUCCAGGUAGGUGAAGUGAUUUGAGCUCUGAGCCACUUAAGUUCCUUUUCAUCAUGUUUAAUAUUAAUUGUGCAUAAUUUUGUGCGAAAGGUAUAGAAAUUGUAAUCCUCUCUAAACUGUUUAUCAGGUCAUUUAGAGUGGAGCACAAUCCAUUUUGUCAAUCUGUGAUUUGCUCCACCUAUAAUGAAAUGUUCUCUUUUGGAAAUAAUGAAAAUAGAAUGUAUCCAAUCCAGGGUCAAAGUGCUAUCAUAUAACAUUUAUCGACUGCAUAUGUAAUAACUAAUUUGAGUCACAUUUACAUCUUAUCUGUCAUACACAUACAAAAAUAGUAAAAAAAAAAAAAAGUCAUCAUCGUGACUUUUGAGUGAUGGACGCAGUGUUCCAGUUUUGGUUCUAGGAUUAUCAACACAUUUACCCCUCCAACCCCCUUUUUUUUUUUUUUUUUGCCAUUGCUAGUAUCGCUCCCUCUUGUGCCGCAUGCAUGAAAAGGCUAAAGAAGCAGCAAAGCCUUGGGCGCUAUGCAGAUGCCUCAAAAAUGUUGAUCAAAUUGCAAGUUGUAUGACAACUGUAGCAUUCAUUGUGUUAAGCACGUCUGCCUUACAGUGCUGCGUUUCAGGGUUGGAAUCAGCCUGUUCUCGUCAUGUUGUGUCACUAGAUAAAAUGUCGACUUUUUGACUUUGAUCGGUUGGACUGUUAAUUAAAGCUUGUCAAUGUUGACUAAUUGUAUUUCAAUCUAGGCAAAUAAAUGCAAUGACUAACUGGAUUAACAGCAAGCAUGUUUACAAAGUUGCGAAAUGUUUAUUUAAUUAAAGGUAUUGAAUAAUGAC